Molecule: messenger RNA, 3156 nt
Organism: Schizophyllum commune H4-8
Lineage: Eukaryota; Fungi; Basidiomycota; Agaricomycetes; Agaricales; Schizophyllaceae
Exons: 6
Coding region: 1-3156 (1051 amino acids)
Source: RefSeq, a predicted model, not a curated record
AUGGCAGUCGCCGACAACAACAUCCAGCCAGAUAUUCAUUUAACUUCGGUCGAUGCGAACGAAGUCUCCUUCUCGCCCCUGUCUAUCCGCUUGGACGACAUACACACCGCGUCGCUGUGGUUCGAUGCGAACCAUCAGUGGACAGGUUACUAUCGUCCCCACCGCCUUUUGGCGGCUUGGGUAUCCGCUAUUCCCCCGCGCCUUCAGGCGGACUGGGUACAUUAUUUCCCCCACCGCUUCGCGGCUUGGGUACUACACUUUCCCCAUCGCUCUUACGCGGCAUGGGUACGAUCCAACCUCCGCUGCCUCGCGGCCCGGGUGCAAAGCUUACUCCUCCGCUCUCAGGCGGCUUUGUCGCUACCAUCGUCUCAAUCCGAGCCUGAUCUAAGAGAUAUUAUCGAGUUGUUACGAGUUGCAUAUGCUCGCGCCAUGCCCCGCUUAUGGAAGACGUGUGUGUAUGGUUUCUUCGAGCAGGACGUGAUAUUAACAGGCAUCAUGCAGCUACGAACCAAUGCGAGGGGUAUCCGUCCUAUUCGCACAACGGACAUCAGUUACUCCCAUCGCACUAAACCAGUGAGCGCACGUAAACUACAUUGGCUUGUACGCUUCAUGAUGGGCGGUGGUGGUACAAGCAACCGGAUAGACUGGGGCACGCUGCAAAAAUACGUCAAAGACGGGAGGAACAAGGAUUUUGGGAAGGACGUCAAGUUCUCCAUAGUCGGUUACGGGGACGAGGAUACAAUGAAGCAGCUGGCAAAGACGGACGAUUUCUUGGUCGCUGACAUGCCCUUCGUAAAUAGUUUGUGGCAUAUGAGUAAAGCACAGCUAGAAGACGCGGUUAAGUUGCAUCACAUCGAUGAGGCAGAACUACGAAUGCAGCGUAACUUGGGCGAGAAAAGGUUGCUUCUGAGUCAACACGAGUGCGACAAUCAGUGCUCAUCGAAGAGAAACGUCGUUCUACUCAAGAGGGUGUUGAGUGCAGCGGAGCGAAAGAAAGAAGAGCGUAGGAGGAAGAAAGCUGCGACCAAUCCUCCAUGCGUGAAAGCGACCGACGCGCCAUCGUCUUUCCCACCGGAACCAGUGACAGAUGACUUAAAGGAGGAAAUUGUCCGCGGCUUUUGUGAAGAUACCGGCAAGGAGAAACUAGAGGAAACCGGCUGCGCAUGCUGUGGCAUCCUCUGUAAUAAGGCAUUGUCAAUGCCUGCCAAUGACAGAAAGCUAGAUAUGAGCUUGUUGAUUGAACCACACGCGACGAGGAAAGAGCGCUCAUCUGAGAGCGAGCCUACAGGACAGCUACUGACCGGGCCCAUGGAAGUGGUAAAGGAACGCAUUCCUAUUAAGCCACAACAAAAGAGCGAGGAAGGCGACAUCCAUCAUCUACACAGACCCGAAGACAAUGAAAAUACGGGUAGUCAGGACGCACCGACCGAACCCGCAGAGGAUCCCACGCAGACGAUGCCAGUGCCACCACCCGCGCCCUGUCAUUGCGUAGAAGGCCGAUGUUCCUGUAAGAUCAAUCAACGAAAGUGGUGGAAUUCAUUCAAGCAGACCGUUGACAACUUGAUACUUCGCGUUCAGAUACACAAGUGUAUUCGCAAGCGGGCCGCGCGUAAAGCUGAGUCGGACAGCACAGGGAAAAGAGACCCAUUGGAAGGUAUCAAAGGAUGCAAAGGCGAUGACGACGUGUGCGAUGCCAGGUUUCCGAGGGAAUACAUCGAGCAAUCCUUUGUCGACCGCAUGACCGGUGCUAUUCACUUGAUGAAGCGCGAAGUCAUGAUGAAUUGCGUCACUCCUGUCCUUACCUAUCUUAUGAGAAGCAACACCGAUACGACGAGCUUGCAAUCAGGAACAUCGAUGAAGGCUAUUGUCAUGUACGUAUCAGAUUAUAUCACGAAAACCUCGCUGAAGACUUACCACAUCAUGUCCUGUAUAAAAUCGGUAUUCGAGCGUAACGCCCCUUCGUUCGAAGGAUCGGUGGACGAUAACAAAAGCGCAAGGAGGCUUAUGGUGCAAAUGGUGAAUGCCUUGGCGCCGCGCAUGGAAAUUGGCAGUCCUCUGGCAGCCACGUACUUACUUGAUCUUUCCGACCACUAUAAGAGCCAUGAAUUCUCCCUCAUCUGGUGGAAGAGCUACGUCAACAGAGUGCUUGAUGACUGUCCUGAUACGGCGCGUCCAAGAGCUUUUGAAGAGCGCGUCGUCGUGAGGAACGAGGACGGAGAACUUGUCGGAACUUCCAUCAUCGACGAUUAUAUAUAUCGACCGACUCGUUAUGAGAAUUAUAGCCUCUUCGAAUGGGUGCAGUGCUCAAAAAAGUCCAAAAGGACGCCGACGCAACAAAAGAAAUUUAUGGGGGAAGACGACGACGCACCUGAUGAGGAAGAGGAGCUACCGACGCUAGAUGAGUCCGAUACGCCACGUCAGCCGGACAUCCUACCCCCUCUCCCGCGUAUUCCCAGAGUCGUUCCCUUGAUGGAUGGAAGUCAGACGUCGCCUAUGCGCAUAAAUCGCAGGCCUAUAUACGAAGCAUUCUUACCUGAACAUCCGCAACACACCUCGCACCACGUCUGGUGCGACGCUAGCAAAAGGGAGUACAUCAUACCAAACUUUGUCGGGGGUUCCCUGCCAAGAAGCGAUCAAGGUGACCGUGAAUACUAUUGCGCUACAAUGCUCACCUUGUUUGUCCCAUGGAGAAAAGGUACAGAUCUUAAGCGCCCGGAGUACAACUGGGACAAUACCUUCAAAGACCACGUCUUCAGCGAACGAGAGCAACAACUCAUGGCUAACUUCAGCUUGAGGUACGAGUGCGCGGAUGCGCGAGACGACUACAGGAACGAGUUGAGGAAAAAGAAGAAAGCGGCCACUGUCAACUUCGACACCGCCGGUGAUGGGGAUGACAAUAGUGAAUGUGGAUGGUACGGCGAAGACCUUGACCUGGAUGUACCGGAUGACGGAGAGACCGGUCCCAAGUGGAAUAGAAGACAAGAAACUGUUGACAUGGCGCGCACAUACGCUACCGUAUCCAGAUGGGUCAAUUAUGUGCCUGGGGAAAAAUCAAUUGCUGUUCCAAGGUCGGACCAAGAACUUGCCUCGGGCACGUACGACCACAUUGGACGACCAGUCUACUGGUACGCAAGGGACGUCCGAGACUGGCGUUAA